AUGACUCAAGUAGCUCAGAAUGUCAUGGUGACAGGCAGCAAUCGAGGAAUUGGAUUUGGCCUGGUGAAAGAGCUUGUGAAAAUGAACCCUCCUCCAGACCAUAUUAUUGCAACUUGUAGAAACCCUACUGGAUCUGAAGGAAAGGCUUUGCAGGAUUUGGCUACUAAAUGCCCCAACAUUCAUGUGGUUCAGUUAGAUGUGACAGACCAUUCCACUGUGAAGGCAGCUGUGUCAGUAGUGGAAUCCCAUCUGCAGGGUCAGGGGCUGAAUCUGCUAAUCAACAAUGCAGGCAGAAAUUCCCAAGCUGCAUUUCUGGAAGAUGUGGAUCAGCAAGAUAUGCUUUUGACAUAUAACACCAAUGCAGUGGGACCCCUCCUCAUUGUCAAAGAAUUUCUGCCUCUGCUGAAAAAGGCUGCCAAGGAGAUGACAACAAAAGACUCAGGAGGCAACAAAGCAGUGGUCAUCAACAUAUCUUCCAUAAUUGGCUCCAUUGGGGCGGGUUUUUCUGCCCUAAUGAUAUCAGUUCCCCCACUGUAUGCGUACCGUGCAAGCAAGGCAGCCCUGAACAUGAUCACUGCUGGCCUUGCAAUGGAACUGAAACAACAUGGAAUUUUAUGUGCUUUGCUCCAUCCUGGAUGGGUGAAAACAGCCAUGGGAUCAGAAGAGGCCCCUCUGACGGUGCAGACGAGUGCCGAGGGUAUGCUGAAGGUCAUUGCUAAUUUAAAGCCAUCAUCAUCUGGUGCCUUUCUGGACUGGGAGGGGAAUGAAGUGGCCUGGUAA
Candoia aspera is the source of this 780-nucleotide messenger RNA. Its product is annotated as C-signal-like. The record is from RefSeq and is a predicted model, not a curated record. The transcript has 6 exons. Gene Ontology annotation, molecular function: oxidoreductase activity. Gene Ontology annotation, cellular component: cytoplasm. Bases 1 to 780 code for a protein of 259 amino acids. Lineage: Eukaryota; Metazoa; Chordata; Lepidosauria; Squamata; Candoiidae.